Molecule: messenger RNA, 896 nt
Organism: Drosophila arizonae
Lineage: Eukaryota; Metazoa; Arthropoda; Insecta; Diptera; Drosophilidae
Source: RefSeq, a predicted model, not a curated record
GCUGGCAAAAUGUGCCGUUAGCCAAUGAUUUAUGCACCGAUCGGCGAUCGCUGGAAGUUGAUAUAAGCGGCAGCUCGCGGCGACUCCCGAUUCAGUUGCCGUGCACAAAUCAAGCCAUGAAGUGGGCAAUACUAUCGUUUCAAUCGCUGCUCGUCCUGGUCCUGGCCAUAGCCAGUGGCCAUUCACUGGUGAGCGCCCGCGAUGAGCUGCGUCCGACUCAAGCGCCGCUGCUGAGCUCCACGGUGAAGCCGACGAGCGCACCCAAGGCAGAGUCAAAGCCCACCAAGCCGCUGAUGAUCAUCAAUGCGCCACCCAUGAAGCAGAAGCAUCUGCUGAAGUCGUCGCUGCAGGUGCAGGAGGCAAAGCCGUUGCAGGUGACGGGCUUCAUCACCAAGUCGGGCGACAUCUACGAGAUCGAGGACAAGCGCGGCCUGGGCCGCAUCGAGCCCCGCCAGGCGGACGACGCCGACGAGCCGCAAAUCGUUUGCAACUACGGCAAUGUGGUCAUCUACAGCGAUGUGCCCUGCGAUCAAGUGACCAAAGUGAAGGUGGGCGAGGUGCAGCCCCUGAAUGGCCCAUCCGAGCAGCAGCAGUCGCAGUCGUCCACCGAGGGCCCGUUGGCCGCCGAUGAGGACGACAGCCAGCAGGCAGCGGCCCAGCCGCUGGCGGGCGACGGCUCCAAUGUGCCGCGCCAGCAGAACAUGCAGCAGCGUCGCCGUCGGCGCCGACCUCAGAAGCAGCAGCAGCAGCAGAUCCGACGUCGCCAGGGCAGCAAUGCCGUGCGACUUGUUCGUCGACGCAACCGCAACGGCAACGCCAAUCGUAACGGCAAUCGUCGCGGCCAGCAGCGCCAGAUGCAGCGCCGUCGCAUACAGCAGCAGCAGCAGCAGCGCCGU